AUGUCACAAGUCAUCACAGAUUUAACACAACUGGCUUUCACGCUUCGUGACGAUGCCAUCAAUUUUCUGCCACAAUUACGACAAACGAAAAAACUCUCUCCCAAUCAAUUAACUCUUCUCAACAUUCUUCAUCUUGUACCAUAUUUAUUUUCAUUUUUCGCUCCGAAUUUGUGCAUGUGGAUUUGGGGUUUUCCAUCAUCAUCCGCAUCUUCCGAAGGGGCUGACAUCAUCUUGGAGGUACCAUCAGCUCUCAUCCGACUCAAUUCUGUAUUUGCUUUGGGAUUGAUUUUUGUGAAUUUAUUGCAACGUAAAUUACAAAUGGAAUUUAACAAGAAUCCACAACCAUCCACAGUCAUUUCGGAAAUAUUUAUCAUGAUGGGCCUUUAUUUUGCAACAAUGGCUUUGACAAAGGUGUUGAAUGUAUUUGGCAAUUUUGGAUUUCAUAUAUUGAUUUCUGUAUUUCAAAUCUUGUAUUAUUUGGUAUUUAGUUUUCAUAACAUGUUACAUGGAGGUUUACUUCAAGUGAAGGAGAAGGAUCAUUAG
Molecule: messenger RNA, 543 nt
Organism: Naegleria lovaniensis
Lineage: Eukaryota; Heterolobosea; Eutetramitea; Acrasida; Naegleriidae
Exons: 1
Coding region: 1-543 (180 amino acids)
Source: RefSeq, a predicted model, not a curated record